AUGUCAAUCUAUUUCCUCGCGUGCUACCCGACAGAGGAGCAAGCCGAAGGGAAGUUUGGUUGUAGCGAUCGAACGUGGCGAAACUGGGUGUGGGAAAUUGUCGAAAAGAUUGCAUUGCUGAAGCCUGAAAUCAUUGUCUGGCCGACGAAAUGGAACAACCCAGACAAUCCAGAAGACCCUGAUUCUGAAACUAUCUUCAUUAUCACCGUUGAUGGCACCCACUGCCGCAUUGAGGAGCCAACACAUGAAGCAUUCUCCGAAAACACCAAAUACUACUCUCACAAAUUCAAGUCUGCAGCUUACGACUAUGAGGUUGCAUUGUCCGUCUUUGAAGACAGGUGCGUUUGGGUGGCAGGCCCUUACCCUGCUGGGACGCCUGAUAUCACAAUUUUCCGCCACAAGCUGAAGGCUAAGAUUCUGGAGUCUCGAGCGGCAAGUGGUGUCAUGCAUCGGGCCAUUGGUGACAAAGGAUACCGGGGAGAGAGGGGUGUACUUUCUAUUGUUAGCUCCGCGGAUACGGAUGCAGUGAGAAAGUUUAAAGCUCGUGUUCUGUCCCGGCAAGAAGUCUUCAACAGCCGAUUGAAGUGCUUUGAUGUCUUGGAGGACUGCUUUCGGCACACGGGGCUCCCUGGUGACAAGGGGCCGGCUCGUUACCGCGAGGUCACGGGGUCGGAGGUGAAGCACCAGCUCUGCUUUGACUCCUGCGCCGUCAUUUGCCAGCUACAAUUGGAGUGCGGGUUCCCGCUUUUUAGAGCCUAA
Molecule: messenger RNA, 759 nt
Organism: Seminavis robusta
Lineage: Eukaryota; Bacillariophyta; Bacillariophyceae; Naviculales; Naviculaceae
Source: the annotation of a GenBank genome assembly